Sungouiella intermedia is the source of this 663-nucleotide messenger RNA. The record is from the annotation of a GenBank genome assembly. Lineage: Eukaryota; Fungi; Ascomycota; Pichiomycetes; Serinales; Metschnikowiaceae.
AUGACGUCCUUGCACCACCAGGAGCCCUCGACUUACUACCAGGAGCAACCGGCCACCUACUAUAAUGGCCAGGUACCCCAGCAGAUCAUCCACAACCAGCUAGAACUGCACACCAGACUGCCCUACUACCAUUCCGAUGCCUCGGGCGCUACUUAUGAAGCAAACGACUCCCCCAACAAUGGUUACUACCAACAAGAAUCGUUACCUGAGACUGCCACGCCCGCACAACCACAUCUUCCUCCUCAGCCGCCUAUGGAGCAGCCCGCAGAGCAGCCAUUCUAUGUUAAUGCCAAACAGUAUCACCGGAUCUUGAAGCGUAGAAUCGCUCGAGCCAAGUUGGAGGAGACAUUGAAGAUUGCCCGGACCAGGAAGCCUUAUUUGCACGAGUCUCGCCACAAGCACGCCAUGAGAAGACCACGUGGCCAGGGUGGUCGUUUCUUAACUGCUGCAGAGAUCGCCGAGAAGGAAAGACUCGAUAAAUUGAAGGAAAUGGAGAACGACGAGCCAAAGGACGGUUCCGAGUCUAUUAAUAAACAGGCAUCGCCUACAGCCAGCCAGUCGGCAACGGACUCGAGCCACCAGUCGCCUGCCACGGAAACCCGUUCAGCAGUGCCAAAGGAGCCUUCAGAAAUGUUCCUGAACCUCAUUAAUGAACCUAACUGA